UCGCCGUUCGCCCACCGCUAAGAAAUCCGCCGAAAUAAAUAAAAAAAAAGCGGACGCCAAGUCCAAGUUCCCCCGUUCCCCGGAUGCAGUGCAGCGAGUCUUGGGUCCCUGAGAAUCCUGCGUGGGCCUGGGAUUCCCAUUUCGAUUCCGAAUCCGCGUACGCCCAUCUGCGGAUCCUGGUCUCGGCCUCAGCAUCCGCAUCCGCAUCCUUUGCCGCCUUCCAUCCCGCACAGCAUCCGCAUUCGAAUCCGCGGCCCCAAGAAGACGUCUGUCCACGAUGAGCACCAGCGAAGGGAGUGGCCCUCGGAUUCGGAAUGGAAAUGGUGACGCGGAUGGGAACCUCAGCCUGAUGCAGGACCUCCAGAACAAGUACGCCUUCCUCGAGAAUCUUUUCAGCAAGUUCUGGAAGACCAUCAUCAAGUCGAACUCCAAUCUCAAGCUGCAGCUGCGCAAUGUCAAGUGGAAGAAUGCCAAGGCGAAGCCCGGUUGUGCCUACCAGCCAACGGAGAUUGAGCAGGUGGCCAAUGUGAUUACUCAUGGGAUUUGGAUACUGCCCGCCGUGUUUGCGGCCAUAAAGCUCUUCGAACGCUCAUCCAGUGCCAGCCAGUAUUUGGUUUCGUGGGUCUAUGGCGGUGCCCUCUGCAUGCUCUUCACGGUCUCAACCUUCUUCCACUGCUCCUGCUACUGCGCCGAGCACAAACCCCCGAGGAAUGUCAAGGCCUGGCCCAAUCUCGGCUGGCAGACGACUUACCAGGGCCUGAAGAACGUACUCCAUCGCUGCGACAGGGCCAUGAUCUAUGUGUUCAUCGCCGGCUCCUACUUCCCCUGGCUCACGCUGGAGAACACCGACCAUUCGGCCAUACUCUUCUGCAUGGAAUGGGUCAUCUGGCUGAUGGCGGGCGUGGGCAUAGCCUACCAGCAGCUGUUCCACGAGCGCUACAAGUGCCUGGAGACGUUCUUCUACCUGGUGAUGGGCCUGGGACCGGCUCUAGUGGUCGUGUUCACCGGGCACCACUUCCAUGGGAUGCUGCAGCUGAAGUUCGGCGGCGCCUUCUACAUCCUGGGCAUCGUGUUCUUCAAGGCCGACGGCCUGAUACCGAUGGCCCAUGCCAUUUGGCAUCUGUUCGUGGUGCUGGCCGCCGGCUGUCACUACUAUGCCAUCCUGGUGAAUCUAUAUCCCGGCGAGGGAGCCAUCGUCGAACCGUGAGAAUGACAAGGCAGGGAACGCAGCGAAUUUUUAGAUCUUAGAGUACUUAACGUAACAGGGAUUCGAUUUUGUCAGCCAUGUGUAAAAGGUAUUCCUACGAUGAUGAUGAUGAUGUACCCGAUUCUCUGCUCCACAAUUAGCCAAAUUUUUUUUUUCCAACGAGCGAGUACGAUUAGAAUAGUAGCCAUUAGCAUUACGAACUAAACUAAACUAAACUAAAUCGAAACGAAACGAUUCAUGUGAUCAGUAUCUGCGGUCUUGCCAAAGAUUCAAAUUGUGCGAGUGCUCACGUCUCUCUCCCUCUCUAUCUAUCUUGAUAUUAUUAUCUAUAUUCCUAUAUAUACUAUAUAUAUAUUUAUAUUGACCAUGUACCAGCUCCCCGUUUGGCCAUGUGUUUCUCAAAAAAAGACUUUGAUCCGUACUCAAAAGGCGAAACGACACAAAGAAAGUAAAAUUGUACAAAUAUCCGAAAGUUUACAACCUGAAUUUAAUCGCCCACCCCGCGCCUUUUGAACAUUAGAAGCCCGCCUAGCCUGCAUUACAUUAUACAUGUUUAUACAGAUUAUACAGAUAUAUACAAUA
Messenger RNA from Drosophila takahashii, 1789 nucleotides. Its product is annotated as monocyte to macrophage differentiation factor. The record is from RefSeq and is a predicted model, not a curated record. Lineage: Eukaryota; Metazoa; Arthropoda; Insecta; Diptera; Drosophilidae. Gene Ontology annotation, molecular function: pore-forming activity. Gene Ontology annotation, cellular component: membrane.